Molecule: messenger RNA, 537 nt
Organism: Rotaria sp. Silwood1
Lineage: Eukaryota; Metazoa; Rotifera; Eurotatoria; Philodinida; Philodinidae
Source: the annotation of a GenBank genome assembly
AUGCAUCAAAAUCAAACGAAAAAAAAAUCAUCAUCAAAACCUUUUUCAUUAUUUGCACCAACAGUAGCUGAAGUUAAUCUUUAUCAUAAAGAAGAAUAUCAUAGAAAAGAUUCCUAUUAUUGUGGACCUAGAUUUAAUUAUGAUUAUUAUGAUGAAAUAUUAAAAAUAAAACCAGCUGUUAAAUAUGCUCGAGAUAUAAUACAAUAUUGGAUUGAAGAAUUUCAUUUUGAUGGUAUUCGAUUCGAUGCUAUUAAACAAAUUGAUAAUAAUAAUAAUAUUUUACAUGAAUUAGAUCAUGUAGUACGAUCUAUUCAUCAAAAUCAACCAUUUUUUACACAAAUUGAAGAUAUAUCUCAAACAUUAAAUAUUAUUAAAGAAAAUAAUAGUUCUAUUGAUGUAUGUUGGUCAUCAAAAUUUCAUGAUGUUAUUUAUCAAAUACUUAUUAAUCAAAAUAAAUUUGAUUUAGAUCAACUUAAAUAUGUUAUUAGUGCAAAAAAUUUUAUUAAUUAUUUAACUUGUCAUAAUAAUGAUAUAUAA